AUGACAUACGGGGACCUCUUGCCAUCUCUCAUUGCCAACCAAUUGGCCGUGGUGACUCUGGGAAGGAUCUUCCAGUCUCCUUUCCCGAAAUGGUAUAACCCUAGUGCAACCUGCACAUACCAUGGGGGAACCCUAGGCCACUUAGUCAAACAGUGCAUUGCCUUGAAACACAAGGUCCAAAGUUUGAUAGAAGCCGAAUGGUUGAUGUUUCAAGAAGACGGGCCCAACAUAAAGACAAACCCAUUCCCCAAUCAUGGAAGGGCAGCUGUUAAUGCCAUCGAGGUGUGUACGUCGCACAGGCCCAAACAUUUGAAGGACGUAACGACCUCUAGAAGGUUUAUCUAUGAAGCCAUACAAAAGGCGAGCGUGAUUCCCCGCGGUGGGCACAAGAAGGAUUCUUGUUUAAAGCAUCCGGGUGUGCCGCAUGACAUGGAAACGUGUUCAACGGUAGGAGAUCUAUUACAACAAAUGAUAGACCAAGGCCGACUUGAGGUCAGCAAUGAGGAGGAUGAGGAACAACAUAUAUGCAUGCAGUCGACAGAUAAGGAAGGUCCUAAGAAACCUAAACCCUUGGUAAUACACUUCACCAAGGACACUGCUCCCCAAAGGCCCCGACACCCCUCGGCGGUAUCGGGCGUUAGACCUAUUCCUUUCCCUUACAAGAACAGUCGCGCAGUCCCAUGGAAGUACGCCCUUCUGGGAGACAGGAAGGAAGAAGCUACCGACAUUGGCUCACUGUCGGCCAAAGUAACCAACAUCACCGGCUUGAGCGGCAUAACCCGCAGUGGUCGCGUGUUCGCACCCCCCAACCUGCCAACGCAGCCCACGAACGCUAAAGGGAAAGCAAAGGUGACCAAAGGACAAAACAUCAAGGUGAUCCCCGCACAGGACAAGGAUGUUCCGACGGGGGGAUUUGCCGAGGGAAAAGAGGGCUACGAAAAGAAAGAGGUUUUGAAUGAAGCUCACGUAGCCCAAGACAUCUCUGUAGAAGGCUUUGAGGGGAUUGUCAAUAACAUCACAGCUAACAACUACCUCACCUUCACCGAGGAGGAAAUUCCCGCCGAGGGGAGAGGGCAUAAUAGGGCUUUACAUGUGUCGGUCAAAUGCAUGGAACACAUUAUGGCCAAAGUACUCAUUGACAAUGGCUCAAGCCUAAAUGUGAUGCCCAAGAGCACGUUGGAGAAGUUGUCGUUCAACGCCUCCCACCUGAGGCUGAGUUCCAUGGUGGUUCGUGCCUUCGACGGCAGCCACCGAGAGGUAAGGGGAGAGAUUGACCUCCCAGUACAGAUAGGGCUUCACACCUGCCGAGUUACAUUCCAAGUAAUGGAUAUCAACCUGGCCUAUAGAUUUCUGUUGGGGCGUCCAUGGAUCCACUCAGUGGGGGUCAUCCCCUCUACACUCCACCAAAAGCUAAAGUUUGUAGUGGAAGGACAUUUGGUCAUAGUAUUAGGCGAGGAAGAUGUCCUAGUAAGUUGUUCUUCCUCUAUGCCGUAUGUGGAAGCCGUAGAGGAGUCGUUGGAAACAACUUUCCAAUCCUUUGAGGUGGUAAGCAACGCCUCCGUAGAUUCCCUCCCAAGGCAGCCUCGCCUGUCUGGCGCGGCAAUGAUGGUGGCCCGGGUGAUGUUGGGGCACGACUACGAGCCCGAAAUGGGUUUGGGCAAGGAUAACGGUGGCAGGGCCGACCUAGAAAGGAAGAACAAAGGCCAAGGCCCGCGGUCAGAACAACAAGCCAAAGAGGUUCCACCGUGCCACAUCAGUAGAAGCUUCGUGAGUGCAGGUUUAAAGCACGAAGGACAAGUGGCCGCAAUAUGCGAUGAAGACUCCCUGAGGAGGUCGAAUUUGAUACAGCUAUGCCCUCUCGGCUUCCAGCUAGGGAACUGGCGGGUGGAGGAAUGCCCUGAAGUUUACACAAGAAGCAUAAUGUAA
Molecule: messenger RNA, 1926 nt
Organism: Glycine soja
Lineage: Eukaryota; Viridiplantae; Streptophyta; Magnoliopsida; Fabales; Fabaceae
Exons: 3
Coding region: 1-1926 (641 amino acids)
Source: RefSeq, a predicted model, not a curated record